AUGCCGCGAGUCGCCCUGCAAAGCCACGCCGCACGCGCUUCGGCGCAAAGCCGGCAAUCUAUCGACACGCACACUGCUGCCCACGUCGACCUCAACUGCCGAAGCCCCACGCCGACGCUGGAUCUACCAACCUUUUGGUCGCCGAGGACGAAGGUUGCGGCUGCUCUGUACGCUAGGCUCGGGGGCCGACCCGUCCCAUUGCUACGCAGCGCCGGCAAUGACGGCAAAAGUGUGAGAAAAUUGGCCAAGAAGAUCCUCCGUGCAACCCUACUUGGCGUCCUGCUCUUAACCUCACAACAACUCGGAGUCCAGCUUGCCUUGCGACCACCACCACCUUCCACGAGGCUCAGAACAAGUUUAUCGUCAACUCUCACCUUCAAGCAACCUGGCAGUACCAUCAUCAUGUCGCAGUAUCCAUCUGUCGCACCUGGUCAGUCGACCUUCAAGCUCAACACGGGCGCCGAGAUCCCCGUCGUCGGUCUGGGCACUUGGCAGUCGCCACCUGGCGAGGUGGCCAAGGCGGUCGAGGCUGCCAUCCGUGCUGGUUACAGGCACAUCGACGCCGCAUGGAUCUACGGCAACGAGGAGGAAGUCGGACAGGGCAUCAAGGCGUCCGGCGUUGCGCGCUCGGAGCUGUUUGUGACGACCAAGAUUUGGGGCACCUACCACCGCCAGCCCGAGGCGUGUCUGGACGAGUCGCUGCAGAAGCUCGGCCUGGACUACGUCGACCUUGUGCUGGUCCACUGGCCUGUUCCGCUCGAGAAGCGAGGUGACGAAAAGAUCCCGCUCAACCCGGACGGCUCGCGAGCGCUGGACCGCGACUGGACGCCCGAGCAGACGUGGGAGCAGAUGGAGAAGCUGCCCGCCACGGGUAAGGCCAAGGCGAUCGGCGUGUCCAACUGGAGCGUUCCUUACCUCGAGAGGCUGCUCGCCAAGGCCAAGACGGUGCCCGCUGCCAACCAGGUGGAGCUGCACCCGUUCCUGCCGCAGCAUGAGCUGGUCAAGUUCUGCCAGUCCAAGGGCAUCCUCAUGCAGGCCUACUCGCCGCUCGGAUCGUCCGGCGGUCCCGUGCUGCAGGACGAGCUGGUGCAGUCGAUCGCCAAGGCUCACAGCGCCGACCCUGCCCAGGUGGUCGUCUCGUGGGCCGCCCAGAGGGGCGUCGUGGCGCUGCCCAAGAGCGUCACCCAGAGCCGCAUCGAGACCAACCACAAGCUGAUCACGCUCACCGACGACGAGAUGCUCAAGCUCAACGAGCUCCACCAGCAGGAGGGCAAGUCGGUCCGCCUCGUCAGCCCCAACUGGGGUGUCGACCUCGAAUGCGUCAACGUCGUCAACGUCGGCAUCGGCAGCACGCGCACUUUCGUCCCGCACCGGUCCGCGCAACCUGCCUUAGUCACACACGAGCUCAGCUCUUGCGGUUGGCGAGCGGAUCUCGGCCUCGGAUUCAGGGUCCACUCGUUGUUCAUCCGUCUACAUCGCCACUCGCAACACAACACACUCCAUCAGCUCUCGUCACGCCACCACCCACACCUCGGCCAUGUCAACUCAUGCCGAAUCAUGGUCGCUGAUAGAGUUGGCACCUCGUCCUUGGAACGCCGCGCCUUCGAAGGCUUGCACGGCGUCGGCGGGUCCGCAUCGAGCCAAUCCCGCGACCCGCCUCCGCGCACAAAGGUCCCCGUAAAGAUCAAUGUUCCGCGGGACGGAAGCACAAAGCACGACGAUGACGACGACUGCAUCCCCUUCCGCCCCGGCUCCUCCAAGCGUGCGCGGCCGGCCCGAAAGUCUGCCCUUCCAACCCACAACUACUCCUAUCGGGACAACCUUGAUAGCGAGGGAACAGAGACUGCAAUACGUACGGGCUCGCAUGCCGACCGACGAAAGCAAGCCCAGUCAUCACGUUCGCCGCGCAGCCAACACGUGCAUAGCCCAACCGACGAUCGAGCCGCUCUGCACAGAACCCCCUCGCAUACCUACAAGAGCAAGGCAAAGGCUCGCGAGCGCGAUCCCGCAUCCGCCCGGCGCCCCGCCACCCGGUCGCGCAAGCACUCCGACAACGAACCCGUCGUCAUAGACGACUCGGACGACGAUGAACCCGUGCCGACUUCUCCGCGCCCUGUCUUGGUGGCCGACGACACAUACAUCGCCCCCGCCCUCCAGACCAAAGACAGGAAAAGGAACGGAGCCACGACAAUCUCGCCCGCAGCUCCGAACAACUUCUAUUUCCGCAACAACCAGCGUCCAGAUGGUCCACUCCGGCUCGAAAGUCCAAACGAGCCGCGCCGGUCGAUCCAUCCGUCAUCGCAUAGCAAGCCGAUGGCGCAGCCCAGCAGCUCGAAUCAACGCCCGGCUGGCACCAUCGCCUCACGCAUGAAACCAAAGAAUCCAUCCCCAGAGGCCUCAUCGCAACCGUCACAUCGUCUCCUCAAUGGUUCCGCAGCUCAUGAAUCGGCGUCCAGUCGUCAGCACGGCAAUUCGGGCGAGCGUGCUUUCGCCAGCGACACAUCACCUGCUUCCAAACGAAGGCGCACAGAGAAGCUCCACGACUUGCCCGACGGUACCAAGGACGACCCCUUAAGAUCUGGCCCGCACGAACUCAGCCUGGACGCCGUUGUUGUGUCGGACAUUUGGAGAUCGCAGGACGGCCAGCAACUCGGGGCGAGGUUCAUCAAGAACAACCUUUAUCUCUUCCCAGCUCCCGAUUUCAUACUCUCGAUCCGGUACACCGAUAUCGGUCGAGUCGAACAUAGCGACGACGACGUGCUCGAGCACGCCAUCCUGUCCAUCACCCUCCGGCAGGGCUCAGAGAGCGUAAAGCGUUUGCUGGAAUUAUUCCCUGCCUUCGAUCCGCAUGCCUCUCAGGAGGCGUCUGAGAUCCACCUCAUCGCACGAGGCGUUACGACGAACGUGGAAGCGCUCAUAGCUGCGGCGGCCUUGAUGCGUCGGGCGAUGGGUGACGAAUGCAAGUUCAGCUACUUGCCGCCACCAUCCACCGCCACGAAGAUCCGCGCGGUCACUUCCGUAAAGGCCAAACCUUGGCCCAAGCCCACACCUUUGUCGCACGUCGAAGCAUCCAUCCAAGCCAAGCAGCAAAAGACCACUCGCACCGCCAUCAGGCCCGGCGAAGGCCGCCGUCCUGAUGUCGACACAAGCAACACUCCCAGCUAUCGCGGUCACCUCAGUCCACCGCAACCGCGCAAGAAGACUUUCGACAUCCAGGCCGAGUCUCCAAAGUCCAAGGCGAGAGCCACGUUCGACGUUGACAUGCGCGACGCUUCGUCACCAUCGCCCGACCCCGAGCUCCCCAUCUCGGUCCGCAAGGGCAAGCGCGCCAGUCUCACAAGGACCAGGGUCCAGACGCGAUCGGCGAGCAAUGCUGCCUCGCACGAGCCCAUGCUGCAGUAUCCGUACGAGGGGAUCGGCGCCGUCACCCUGCUGCGCUCCGACUAUGAUCGCCUCUACGACGGUCAACUGCUCAACGACACCGUGAUCGAGUUCGGGCUCAAGGUGCUGUUCGAGGACAUCUGUGCCAGAAAUCCGGAGCUCGCCAGCAGCAUGCACAUGUUCAACACGUUCUUCUUCAACAAGCUUCUCACCGAAGGCACCGUCGAGACCGCCUAUCGCAAGCUGCGCAAGUGGACGUCCAAGGUGGACCUCUUUUCGAAAAAGUACAUCGUUGUGCCCAUCAACGAGAACUACCACUGGUACUUGGCGCUCAUCGUCAACCCGGGUCACAUGUUGACCGCGCACGGCACAGACGGCGAUCGCGAUCACGAGAUCGGCAGUGAUGAAGAGAAGGAGCAAGUGGCUUCCGCCUUGGACACGGCUCCCAAGGCUUCCGCGUCCUUGUCUCCGGGCGGCGAAUGGAAUCAGUCAAAGCCGUGGCAGGAAGAGGACGCAAUCUUGACGCCUCCGCUAGCGCCAUUGGUUAUUCCCACGCCGAGUAGGGACGCUCGCGUGGACACAGUGCCAGCUCCUAUGCACCUCGACGCAGAUUCGCGCGCCAGCACGCCGUCGAAGGGUGCAUCGCCCAGUGUCGACCUCAGCCAGACCUUUCUCAUCAUCUUCGACAGCCUGGAGGGCGAGCACAAGAACGUGGACAAGAAGCUCUACGAGUAUCUGUGGCGGGAGGCUUUGGACAAGAAGCGAAUCUCGCCGGCCCUCUUCCAGAAGCUGGCAGAAGAGCAUGCGGCCAGGGCCAAGCGGAGCGCUGCGAGGAACAGAAGGCCGCUGACACGUGCGCAGCAACAAGCGAAUCAGGAUGCGCAUGUCGAGAGCGCAGCUGUAGACGUCGACGCUGCCAGUCCCGCCGCCGGCACGACCGAGAGUCCGAUGCGCAAGAUCCAAGUUCUGGACACGCGACAGCCGGCCGAGGCCGAAGCGGAUCGGCCGACGGACGAGGAGCUGGCCAAGUGCCUACCGAAGCUCCAGUACAUCCUCGCCGAUGUGCCGAUCCAGCCCAACUUCUGCGACUGCGGCAUCUACAUGCUGCACUACUUUGAUCGUUUCUUCCGCGAGCCCGAGCGGCUGCUCACGAUGAUGCUCGAGAAUCGCGGGCCGCGCACACUCACUGGCAAGGUGAGCGCCUCGACGCGCAACAAGCAGAAGCGAGAGCAGAAGCACAUCAUCGAGGCCGAGUGGCAGGCGGGCGAGGUGAGCGGCAAGCGCCAGUACUGGCGCAACAAGGCCGACGAGCUCUCGGAGCUGUGGAAGGAGUACGAGCUGCAGAAGCAGCAGUACGUCGAUGCGGUCAAGCAGGAUGGCGCGGCAGACGACGAGGAUAUGGAUGUGGAGGCGAGCACACCACCGCCGCGCAAAGACCUCGAGCUUGGCGCGCAGACGGAUGCGGUCGGUGACACCACGGCCUCUGCGCCUCAGGCGGAGCGAGGUGCGGAGCGAGGUGUCACCGAUGCGGAAGCGGCGGAAGCGGCGGAAGCGGCGGAAGAGCCUACGGUCGAAGCGACGGCAGCGCACGACGCAGCGCGUCCGAACGGCGAAACAGCGCUCGGCGAUGCGGGGCUCGGGCUUGGACUGCGCCAGGCCGGAUUGGGCCUCGAGGAAUCCCUCGAGCAGGUGCUCAGCGGUCGCGAUUCCAACGAGAUCGACCAGAUACUACAAGCGGCGACAGAGGGCGCCAAGGGCGACAUGGCGUUGGAGACGGCGUCCAACGAGCAAGCAGACGUGGGCCCCUCGAGCGGGACGAAUGUCAAGUCGCCGCCGCCGCUGUACGAGCCGUUCAGGCCGUUGUCGGUCGAGCCUGGAGCAUCCCCCGAAGCAGCUGGAGCGGCCGAGUCUGCGCAGACCAGCCCGCAGCAGCGCACGCCGGUGCGGUUUGGAUCGGGGUUCAUAGACUCGUUGCCGACGGCGCAGUCGUGGCAGGAUGUGUCGCCAUCGCUGGAACGCACGCACUUCGCCAGCGACCGCGCUAGUCGCGACACGGACGACACGGACGACGCGGACGCGGGGUCGAGCACCAGUACGCCCAUCGGCGAAGUGGGCCCACUCUCGAUAUCGUCGUCCGUGGCUGUUGUUGACCAGAUCUAG
This is a messenger RNA of Moesziomyces aphidis, 5541 nucleotides long. The record is from the annotation of a GenBank genome assembly. NCBI's taxonomy places the organism in Eukaryota, Fungi, Basidiomycota, Ustilaginomycetes, Ustilaginales, Ustilaginaceae.